AUGAGUGCAACAACAAGGCCAUUGCGUGAUCCAAAACAAGAUCAAGUCGGACUUAAAAACAUGGAAAGACUUGAACAGCAACGUCGGCAAAAAGUUGCAAGAUCAAGAUCUGAUGAUGAAGAUAUGGAUACUCCUAUGAAUGAAGAUCAGUAUACUUAUUCUAAAACACCCAAAACUGCACGUUAUAAUGGUCCUCAUCAAGAGAAAAUUUAUAAAAAUCGAAAUCUUCAAAGGAAGUUCNUUUGUUUAUAUAAUAUUGAAAAAGCAAGAGCUAUUUAUCUUUUUUCUGGUAAAAUAUUCGAUUUGGAUUCUCUUUCAAUGAUAAAUGCAUUAAAGCUAUGCAUGAAAUAG
This is a messenger RNA of Rotaria sp. Silwood2, 351 nucleotides long. Lineage: Eukaryota; Metazoa; Rotifera; Eurotatoria; Philodinida; Philodinidae. The record is from the annotation of a GenBank genome assembly.